Siniperca chuatsi (mandarin fish) is the source of this 4572-nucleotide messenger RNA. It is a transcript of the gene praf2, whose product is annotated as PRA1 domain family, member 2. Lineage: Eukaryota; Metazoa; Chordata; Actinopteri; Centrarchiformes; Sinipercidae. Gene Ontology annotation, cellular component: membrane. The record is from RefSeq and is a predicted model, not a curated record.
UGUCGUUUAGGUAAGAUGGCAGGCGUGCAGCUGCCACCCUUCCGGAGCCUGGAUGUUCCUCCUUCGGCCCGGUUCGCCGUGCCCGAUGUGCGCGACCUGGACCGCUGGAACAACCGCAUCAUCAACAACCUGCUGUACUACCAGAGCAAUUAUUUCCUGUCCGCGGUGGUCCUCCUGCUCAUAGUGGGGUAUUUCCACCCCUUCCAGUUGUUUGUCGGGGCGAUUGUGGUCAUCUUGUUGUUCCUGGGCUUCGUCUGGGCUGCUGAGAACCAAGCUGCCAUUCGCCGUUUCCGUAGAAACCACCCAUCAAUCGCUGUAUUCACCAUUCUUUUGGGGAGUUACCUCUUCAUAUCUGUGCUGGGAGGCGUGGCCGUGUUCCUGUUUGGGAUAGCCUUCCCUAUACUGAUGGUUCUGGUCCAUGCAUCAGUGAGGCUGCGCAGCCUGAAGAACAAGCUGGAGAACAAACUGGAGAGCAUCGGUCUGAAGAGGACACCCAUGGGACUCCUGUUAGAGGCCCUGGGACAGGAACAGGAGGCUGGAUCCUAGAGAGACAGAGGUGGAGGAGAUGUUCAGGGAUGGGGGAUAGUUUGGGUACCAUCUGAGGGAAAUGACAAGAGAAAUUGAUAUGAAGUGGGUGGGACAUGGGAAGAGGAGAGGAAAACAGGAGGACAGAAUUACUGCAGGACGAGAGGAAGAAUAAAAAAUUAAGUAGAAAGAAAGAGUCAGGAACAAAAAGGGUGGUUUGGUUUGUUAUAAAAUUAACUAAUCUGAAGUCAACAGAGAAAGGACCAUUCUGUGGUCGAGUGGGGAAAGGACAGAUGAAAUGCAUAGAAAUCAUCAUAACAAACAAAUGAUCGAAUCAUCCUUGAUCUUUUUUACCUUGCACUUUAAGCACACAUUGUUUUGUUUCAUUUAUUUUGACAUGAUACGUUUUUGUCUUUGUGUCAUAGCCAUAUGGGCAUAUUCACAUUGAGCAUUGAUAUGAUUUGUGAUAUGUUCUGCACCCUUGAUUCAUAGUCUAUCUAUACAUUGACUUGCUCUCUAUUUCUGUCUCAGUGAUUCGUACUCUACCAAUGCGCUCUUAUCUAAAGAUUGAUCUAUGCCUACGGAGCUAUGAUGGUGAUAAUGUCAAAAUUAUGCAAGUCGUUACAUUCUACAACAAUUGUAUUUGAAAAGGUUUAAUAUUGAAAAAGUUGUAAUGUUGCUGUGCUCCAGCUGAUGCUUCAAAACACAUUCAGUUAUGGACUUACACGUCAUGUUAUUGGUAUUAUUUCAGUAUCCUUUCAAUAAGCACUUUGAGAAUAAAGUGCUUAUUGUUAACUAAAAAACUUAAGGCCAUCCAUAUCUCUCAUUUGACACAUUAAAGCUGACUGACCUGUUUCAAAUUUAAUAAUUUAAUACUACAAUGGAGUAAUCAAAUCUUCAAACUUUGUUCUUUAAACAUUAUGACUUAAUUCUGCUAAUCUUACAACUUUCUUUCUUAUAAAAGUACACAUUUUAUAACUUUUAAAUAUUCUGACUUUAUUUUAUUAAAAUGUUUUCUUGUAAAGAUACAAAUUAUCUUAUAAUGUUAUUACUUUUUAAUGUAAAAACACAACUUUAUUCUUGAAAUAUUCAUAUUUUGCUCAUAAAUUACAACUUUACUCCCACAAUUUUACUAACCUUUUUUUUCUCAAAUUACAGCUGUAUCUUAAAAUUACAACUUUAUUUUGACUAUUUUUUUCCUGAAAUCUUAAAAAUUUUUCCUCCUCACAGUGGCCCUUAUCACUCAUCAUACAGAGCUACCCAAUUUCCAUCAGUAUUUUCUCCCAGCUAUGGCACCCCCUUCAGCGUCUCAGUACACACUUCAUACGCACCACAGUAGAAAACCAAAGUAUUGAUACUAUACCAUAGAUGUGGUAGUUGUAGUAGUACUAAUUUGCCUUUUCAUUCUCUCACCAUAGCAAGUGUAAAGAGAAACAAAAUAUUAUUCAUGUGGAACCACAGUGUGACAUGCAAGUAAAUAUGUCCAAACUGUAAAUACAGAGCAAAACAACAAGUACAACAAAGUACUACUGUACCUACCAAAAUAUCUAACAGGUCCAUUAUGGCAUCAGACCACUACAAAUGUUGUGGAAAUGUAAACAUGUAUAAGAUUUAUGUAUGUGUUCUAGCUACUUCCCUCCAAUGUCUUAAUUUGAAAAGGAUCAAUCUCAUUUUUAUCCAUUUUGUCAAUUCAUGAAAGAGGUUAAUCCAUCUCUCUUGAAUUGUUUGGCGAAGGUGAAGCAGUCUUCCUUAUUUCAAGAUUUUGUCACUAAAAUCUCUGAGCAGUCUUGGAAAUAAAAGGCUUCACCCACAAGGCUGCCCAUUAUUAUCCACUGCUGGUCAGUGGGAUUUGCCCAAUCCUCCAGUGGGAGAAGCUCUGCUGGAGCAAAUGAAUAGCUUUGAGUUUACCCUUAAUUUCAUUGUAAUCAAUCCUUGUUAAAGUUUUUUGGUGUUGGGGCCCACACUCUUGGUAACUGUAGUUUUCUCCUUUGCUCUCUUUUUAGCCAAGCUGGCAAUGUGGUUCUAGGGAGGGCAAUGUUUUGUCGAUCAGUCUACUACUACGAUUUUAGUGAUCCCGUCUUCUAGCGCCACCAUUAAAUCAAAGUUUUCAAUUAUCCAAUGAAAUAUCUCAAUGUCUACAAGAUGGAUUGGCACAAAAUUUCUAGCCUUAUCAUCAGGUCAAUAUUUCCAUUUGUCCAAUAUUUUGGUUUAUGACUAAAUAGAGCAGAAUUCCUGAUGUCAUGUCUUGGUCAGCCUGUGUUCCACUAUAGCUUCUGUAACUCAAUGCAAUUUCAAUAAGAGGGUUUCUUUCAGCAGUCUUUAUGAAAACUGCACUCGCUAUUAGAAGAUUAAGUCACAAGUAAUUUGCUAGCAUACAAAAAUCUACAGCUCCCAUUCAAAUUUACCAGUGCAGGUACUUAUGUCAACUUGGUUUCUUCCAUAUCCAUAAUAUCCACUACUGCUCUCUUCUAGCAUAUUUUUUAAUGUAAUAACAGCUAGGGUUGUUUUCCCACUACCCUUAUCCAGACAUAUGGAGUGAUGAGUGGAUUUUUUGUAAUUUGCAUUAUUUUGUCUAACAGAACCUGGAAGUUCCAGUUUCACUUGAGCUCUAUAUACCUGUAAAACUAAUGACAUUUUCAUCAAGCCUCAGCUGUACUGUGUUUAACGCUAUCAAAUGUUAGCUUACUAACAUGCUAAACUAAGAUAGUGAACACACCUAACAUUAGCUCCUAAAUAUGAACAUGUUAGCAUUGUCAUUGUGAGAAUGUUAGCGUUCUGACAUUAGCAUUUAGCUCAAAGCACUGCUGUGCCUAAAUACAGCCUCAUAGAGCCACUAGCGUUGCUGUAUGACUCUUAGUCUUAAGAUAAUAGAGUGUCUGAUACCUAACCAGUAUUAAAAAUGGGAUUUAAACCCUUGCUUCCAUUUUAUAAACCUUAAAAUGUUAGACCACUUCAGACACCACUGUUGGUUGUCCAGCCUUGUAACAUACAGUACAUGAUUGGUUCCCUGUUUUGAAGACCUAAUGUAGGACAGAUGUUCUUUGAAGAAAGAUAAAAAAGACACUCUUAAAACACUAUGAAGGAACAGUUUUAUAGCAAAACAUUUUAUACAAGAAAAGCUGAGUGAAGGUACAAAUUGAAAGCUAUUUUAUUGUAUACUAGCUGUCUGUUGUGGGGACUGUGCAUUGUGUUUCUUUGUUUAAACCUAACAUAAAGACAUGGGAAACCUGUUCUAAACACCUGUAUGUGGUAACCUACCUCUGCAUCCCGUAUUCAAGAAACUCCUUCUGUGUUAUUUUCAUUCCUUGGAAGGUUUCACAGAGUCUUCAAUUCUUCCUGUUUAAUCGAAGUUUGUGAAACUGGCUGCAAGAAGGUUUAUUCCACUAUAACAUGUCUUUCUGUCCAAAGUAUUCUUAAGAUGCCAGAUUUUGCUUUUAUGUGUUCAUUUUUGAUUAUUAAGCAUAUUGUUGACUAUUGAAGACUUUGUUAGCGUCAGUGUCUUGCAGAAACAAAUAACCCUGAUGGUUUGAUUUUCUUAGUGUGUAUGUGCCAUGUGUAUGUGCCAUUGUAGUUUUGAUAUUUGGCCUGUACAAUUAUGUUUUAGACAUUUAGCUCAUGUACUUAUCUAGAGCCACAUGACAGUGGGCAGUAACAGUCUGGAAGCAGGGAACAUGGCUGUAAUGGAGCUUGAACAUGUGACCCUUCUGUUUCAUGUUUCUCUAGCUGCUAGAGAAGCCUGCCCUAUUAGUGGUUUGUCUUGGCCUUGCAUCACUAAAGACAAGACAGGAAAAAACACUUACUGAGCAGAAAGAAAAGCUUUUUGGUCUACUUUGUAACUCUUAAGCUGAGAGAACAUUUCUGCAUGUAUGUGCACAUAUAACACAUUUUACAAGUGAUGACUCUGAAUGUUCAGUGUUGCCUUCUAUUCAGCUAAAUGUUUGAAUUUUGAUUCACCAACACCAUGUCUUUGACUGUUUUGCCAAAAGCUGGUAAUUACAUUUAUUUAAAACUUAUUCUUUUCUAAAUAAAAAAGAAUGCUGUCCUGCA